This is a messenger RNA of Hylaeus volcanicus, 1772 nucleotides long. RefSeq lists its product as uncharacterized. Lineage: Eukaryota; Metazoa; Arthropoda; Insecta; Hymenoptera; Colletidae. The record is from RefSeq and is a predicted model, not a curated record. Bases 160 to 1395 code for a protein of 411 amino acids. The transcript is spliced from 2 exons.
CUUGCAUUAUAUGCACAUGAUCGUUACGAAGAGCUGCAUUCGUUUGCUCGGUCCUGUGUAGUUCGAACAUUAUCUGGAGAAAGUAAACUUCGAGCAGACGACGAGUAAUCUUCUCUAUUAAUCGAAGAAUCGGGAGCGAGACUCUCAAAGACGUGAACAAUGACUCCAUCGAUCGAGCCGCUACCAGUACUGAAUUUGGACUCGGUUCUGGCCCAAAGUCUUGGCAGAGACGUCCAAAUAAAGAACCUAGAAUGGAGACCGUUAACCGCCCCGGGUGACAACUUCGGGAGCAUAAUGUUGGCCGUCGACGUCACAGUGACACGAGCCAACGAAACGGAGACUCUGAACUUGGUCGCGAAACUUCCACCCACGUCGACCUAUUUGCUGCAGCUGUUCAACAGUCCGGUAACGUUCAAGAAAGAGCUACUGUUCUACAGCGUGAUGGCGAAAGAGUUCGAGGAGCUGCAGCUGGAAUGCGGUUUGAAGGAGGAGUCCCUGAGCAUCAUCGCGCCCAAAUACUUUGGCGGGAGGCUAGGUCUGCGGAACCCGGACCAAUUCGACGACCAGGCGCUCAUCGUUUUAGAGAAUCUAAAAUACAGUGGCUACACCACCGAGGACAGAUUAAUGGGACUCGAUAAGAAGCACAUAGAGUUCGCUCUGACCGAACUGGCGAAAUUGCACGCGUUAACCAUCGCUCUGAAGACCAAGAAGCCUUCGUUGUUCGAGAAACUAGAGGCGGGAGUGUUGGAAGACCCUGUAAACGAAACAGCGGAGAAGUGCGUGAUGGACAUGAUUCGAAAGGCGGAGGAAGACAUAAAGGAUAUCGAGGAGGCGAAACCAUACCUAGACCGCGUCACCAGGACCAUCGAGUUUGGCGUCCAGUUGAACAAGAACGCGAAGAAACCGGAGGAACCGUGGGCAACGUUGGUGCACCACGAUUUCUGGGUAAACAACAUGAUGUUCCGACACGACGAGCACGGAGAGUUACUCGACAUGAAGAUCGUAGACUUUCAGUUGUGCAUGUACGAUUACGGUGUCCACGACCUCAUCUUCUUCCUCGUGUCCAGCGCGAAGAACGAGCUCCUGGACAAUAAACUCGACGACAUGAUCGAUUACUAUUAUUACGCUUUCGUUAAAUUGCUGAAGACGCUAGGCGUGGAGACCGUGCAGUUCUCCAAGCAGAAGUUCGACGAGAUCGUGAACGAUUGCGCGCCGAUAAGGUUCAAUCAGUGCAUCAUGAUGGCCCAAGUACUCCUGGCGCCUCGUGGUUCGACUCCGGACACCAACGAGAUAAAGAAAGACAGCUUCCUGAAUCGAAACGUCGACAAUAAGUACACGCAAAAAUUGUUGCACACCGUCAAGCUGUUCGACGAGAGAGGAUGGCUGAUCAAGUAGCGUCCCGUUAAAAAGAUUCUUGCGUUGUUAGUAUAUUUGUUAAAGAAUCGAAGAGAGCAUUUUUAUACGCGAACGUAUUCAAAGUACAAAUUCGUGGAAAACGAUAACGAAUGUUAAUAUGCGCGUACAUAUCGUUAAAGUAUGUAUCGUAAAUUACGUUUACAAGGAGGUAGCUGUGUAUAGAGUAAAUUAGAGAUAGACAACGCGUAGCACCUAAGUCGACUAAUCUCGAGAAAAGACCAAAUAUGUUCGUGAUAUUCGCAACGCUAACGAGCUUUAAAAAUUAGAUAUUUGUUUAAACGAAUUCAACGUCACGCCCUAUGUUCUACGAUGUGAAAACUUGAUUUUUCUUAUAUAAUAAAAAGUGAAGCAUUUUA